AUGUCGCUGGGCGCGCGUCGCUACAGCAGCUCACGCGAUAUAGACAAUGAUGACCGUUUACGACUCCCGGAUCAAGGAGGGGCAUACUCUAGCAGCUAUCGUGAGGUCCAAUACUUGAACAUCCCGCGUUCGGGUGGUGGGGACUACCGCCGAUCGAGUUCCGCCACACGCCAGGCUGUUCCUGUCUACGAGGUUGAUGUGAUAACCAGACGGACCUCGAAUAUUGACAUCGCAUCUGCCUGUAACCCAGCGCGGCCACGUUCACCAUCUGGAGAUUCAUCGCCGCGACCAGCAUCCAUCAGGCCGCCGCCAUCGAUACGGCAUGCGAGCGAGGCUGGCAGUGGCGGCAACGGCGGACAGAAGAUCGCUUCAUUCCGAUACGGACCGCUGGAUAGAUCUGUCAAAGGUCGAAUCCGGAUCCUACGCGUUCGACCAGAAAAGGAGAACGGACUCAUUUCUUGCGAGUUGACUCGUAGUGACAUCAAGGCCACUUACUCGGCUCUGUCUUACACAUGGGCUUCGUCUGGAAAGUCUUCUGGUGUUGACAGCAAUGAGCUGAUCUUGUUGAACGGGAAGCCAUUUCCUGUGAGAGAGAAUUUAUUUGCAUUCUUGAGGCAUGCAAGAAAGUAUCUGAGAAACAAGCCGUUAUGGGUAGACGCUAUCUGCAUCAAUCAAGAAGAUGUCGAGGAAAAGAAUCAGCAAGUAGGUAUGAUGUGGAAAAUCUAUUCUUUCACGAAGGAAGUCCUUGUCUGGCUUGGCCCGUCGAGUCGGGACUCUGACCAUAUUGAGCAUGCUAUCAAGAAGAUGAAGGAGUAUGCAGAUACUAACGACAUGUCAAUGGCGAUAAGUUCCGCCAGCGAUGAUGAGUUCUGGAGGGGAUUCCGGGACAUCAAUAGCGCGUUCUACUGGGAUCGGGUAUGGGUCAUCCAAGAGUUCACACUGCCAUCUCAUGGCAGAAUCAUCCAGGGGAAUGAUUGGGUCACCUUCGAUGUAUUUCAAGACACGAUCCGACGUUUCGACAACAAGAUCUACAGGGGAGCCCUUACUAACGUGGUCUUCUCUUCUAAACGUCGUGAUGAUUUCAACGACUACAUGUCGAACAUCCAUCCACUGUGGCAGCGGCGGCUUUCGUACAAGCGUGAGAGCUCACGUGUUCACAAAGACGCCGAUUGGACCACCCUAUCUGGCGUUCGGCAUUGUCAGGAUCUCAGGGACCGGGUAUACGGUAUCAUGGCGCUGUCCACCCAUGGCAACUCGUUGCGAGUCGACUACGAGCUCACCCCGUUCGAGCUGCUCCUUGAAUCCAUCUGGCUGGAGCAUGACUCCGACAUUGAUCGUACGGAUAUCGUCAUGAAUCUCGCCAACAUUCUGCUUCUUACGCCUGCCUCCAUUUGCAUGUACGCGGACAGUGCGACUUCGCAUUCGAAGUGGGUGCUUCACAGGUGCAACCUGACACGGCGUUCUGGAACCAAGGAGCUGCAAGCACUCCACCUCAGCGCAGCUGCUAACAGUAGGGGAAAGCGCCGGUGGCUGGAGGCCUCGACAUCAGAUGAGAAAGAAGUCCAUUGGCGGAACUUCGCAAGCCUCAAAGACCGAGGAUCACUGAAAGUGCCGAAAGGCUGGCCGGUUUUCCCAAGUCGGAAACAGUGCCCCUGGCAGAUGUUCGUCUACGCCGUCACUAAGGAAGGCAAAUGGGGCUUGAAACUAGCCAUCGACGGUGACAUUCCUACCGACGCCAAAAGUAAGAACGACCGGCGGCGGAGUCGGUCCCGCAGUCGCAGUCGCAGCCGCGAUCGGAAGCGUGACUCAAGCCGCAGGCGAAGCAGGUCUAGACGGAGGAAUGCUUCGAGAAGCUCCGACGAGAAGGACAAAUCCAGCAAGAAAGAUCCUCGGGGUUCUGUGAUUGCGGAUGGCUAUAUGUCGCCAGAGGAGUUCAUGAGCGUCAAUGCAAAAAGAGCCACGGCAUUGGGUGUCUACAGGACGACUUGUGCCCCUGUCGAAAUGACUGUCUACUAUGCGCUGGCACAGGGGCUGGAGGGUGUCGGGCCAUCAGACAACAAGGCGGGUGCUUUCGAGGAGGUGCUCGAACACCUGGAGUUCUGA
This is a messenger RNA of Cyphellophora attinorum, 2103 nucleotides long. RefSeq lists its product as uncharacterized. The transcript has 2 exons. NCBI's taxonomy places the organism in Eukaryota, Fungi, Ascomycota, Eurotiomycetes, Chaetothyriales, Cyphellophoraceae. The coding region runs from base 1 to 2103 and encodes 700 amino acids. The record is from RefSeq and is a predicted model, not a curated record.